Trichoderma asperellum CBS 433.97 is the source of this 423-nucleotide messenger RNA. RefSeq lists its product as uncharacterized. The record is from RefSeq and is a predicted model, not a curated record. Lineage: Eukaryota; Fungi; Ascomycota; Sordariomycetes; Hypocreales; Hypocreaceae. Gene Ontology annotation, molecular function: single-stranded DNA binding.
AUGUCGUCGUUCCUUUUCCGCCGCGCCACCGCCGCCACAGCUGGAGCUGCCCGCGCAUUCAGCACCACCUCCCCGCGCUCCAUCGCCCGCAUCACCAUCGUCGGCAACCUGGCCGAUGCGCCCGAGGCCCAGGUCGGCGGCUCCGAGCAAAACCCCAAGGAAUACAUCAGAUACGCCGUCGCGAGCAACAGCGGGAGCAAGGAGAACCGCCAGACCAGCUGGUUCCGCGUGACGGGCUUUGUGGACGGUCCUCGCAAGGACUUUUUGCUGGGCCUGCCUAAGGGCACCCUGGUUUAUGUUGAGGGCGAUGCGAGCAUCAGCUCUUACCAGGAUUCCAAUGGACAGACCAGACACGGCCUCAGCGUUAUCCAGCGCAGCAUCGAGGUUCUAAAGCGCCCCUCACUGCCUGAGCAGGGCGAGUAA